Molecule: messenger RNA, 753 nt
Organism: Microtus ochrogaster (prairie vole)
Lineage: Eukaryota; Metazoa; Chordata; Mammalia; Rodentia; Cricetidae
Gene: Ccn5
Product: cellular communication network factor 5
Biological process (GO): cell adhesion; positive regulation of cell differentiation; signal transduction
Cellular component (GO): extracellular region; extracellular matrix
Molecular function (GO): heparin binding; integrin binding
Source: RefSeq, a predicted model, not a curated record
AUGAGGGGCACCCCACUGACCCAUCUUCUGGCCAUCUCCUUCUUCUGCCUACCCUCAAUGGUGUGUGCCCAGCUGUGCCCAGCGUCCUGUACUUGUCCCUGGACACCACCCCAGUGCCCACCGGGGGUGCCCCUGGUGCUGGAUGGCUGUGGCUGCUGUCGAGUGUGUGCACGGAGGCUGGGGGAGUCCUGUGACCAUCUGCGUGUCUGCGACCCCAGCCAGGGCCUGGUUUGUCAGCCUGGGGCAGGCCCCAGUGGCCGGGAGGCCCUGUGCCUCUUGGAAGAGGAUGACGGAAGCUGUGAGGUGAAUGGCCGCAGGUACCUGGAUGGGGAGACCUUUCAGCCCAAUUGCAGGGUCCUCUGCCGCUGUGACGACGGUGGCUUCACCUGCCUGCCGCUGUGCAGCGAGAAUGUGAGACUGCCCAGCUGGGAUUGCCCACGCCCUAGAAGAGUAGAGGUGCCUGGCAGGUGCUGUCCCGAGUGGGUGUGCGACCAGGGAGCGAGGCCAAGGAUCCAGUCUUACACCGCCCAAGGACACCAACUUUCUGGCCUCGUCACUCCUGCAUCUGCUGAUGUCGCCUGUCCCACAUGGAGCACAGCCUGGGGCCCCUGCUCAACCACCUGUGGGCUGGGGAUAGCCACCCGCGUAUCCAACCAGAACCGAUUCUGCCAGCUAGAGAUCCAGCGCCGCCUGUGUUUGUCCAGACCCUGCCUGGCUGCCGGGAGUCGCAGCUCAUGGAACAGUGCCUUCUAG